AUGACAGCCGCGAACCCCAACGGCGAACCCCCAACGCCAGCCUCUAUACCGCCGCCAACCCUGAAACCCCAACCCCAGCCGCGCAAGCCCAACGCCAGCCGCGAAGCCCUAACGCCAGCCGCGGACCUCCUACAGCCUCUAAACCUAAUGCCAGCCGCGAAACACCAACACCAGCUGCGAAAUCUCAACGCCAGCCGCAAACCCGGAACCCGCGAGCCCCGUCAGCCGCGAAACCCCAACGCCACCAUCGAAACCCCACCAGCUGCGAAAUCCCAACAACAGCCGCAAAGCUCCAACGUCAGCUGCGAACCUCCAACGCCAGCCGCUAGACCCCAACUCCAGCCACGAGCAACCAACGCCAGCCACGAGCAACCAACGUCAGCCGCGAAACCCCAGCGCCAGCCGCGAAACCCCGAUGCCAUAGGCGUAACCUCGCCAGCCUCGAAACCCCACCAGCUGCGAAAUCCCAACUCCAGCCGUAAAGUUCCAACGUCAGCCGCGACCCCCAACGACAGCCGCGAAAACCCAACUCCAGCUACGAACCUCCAACGCCAGCCGCUAAACCCCAACUCCAGCCACGAGCCACCAACAUCAGCCGCGAAACUCCAACGCCAGCCGCUAAACCCCAACGCCAUCGUCGAAACCCCGCCAGCUUCGAAAGCCCAACGCUAG
This is a messenger RNA of Amblyraja radiata (thorny skate), 672 nucleotides long. RefSeq names its product basic salivary proline-rich protein 4-like. The transcript has 2 exons. Bases 1 to 672 code for a protein of 223 amino acids. The record is from RefSeq and is a predicted model, not a curated record. NCBI's taxonomy places the organism in Eukaryota, Metazoa, Chordata, Chondrichthyes, Rajiformes, Rajidae.